This is a messenger RNA of Cryptotermes secundus, 1043 nucleotides long. RefSeq names its product cuticle protein 19. Gene Ontology annotation, cellular component: extracellular matrix. The coding region runs from base 62 to 691 and encodes 209 amino acids. The record is from RefSeq and is a predicted model, not a curated record. NCBI's taxonomy places the organism in Eukaryota, Metazoa, Arthropoda, Insecta, Blattodea, Kalotermitidae. The transcript is spliced from 4 exons.
GCAAGGGCCAUUCUUCUCUCAGCUCGCUAGUAGGACGUAUAAAUACAUAGCAAGGACCUCAAUGUUGCACAUUUUAUGGAAAGUUCGAGUCAGAGAACAAGAGUGUGAAGUGAUGAUGUAUAUCCUGCAGAUUGUUGUUUUGGCUGGAGCCAUCAUUUCGAGAAUGGUUCUUGCGAGGCCGGGAUAUGUUCCAUCUCAUGCAAUUGAUUAUUACUCGUCCCCGCGUUACGCUUUUAACUACGGCGUGAACGACCAGCACACUGGCGACGUCAAGCAUCAGUCUGAGCAACGAGAAGGAGACGUAGUGAAGGGGCAGUACAGCCUGGUGGAGCCAGAUGGCAGCAUCCGUACAGUGGACUACACGGCGGAUCCAGUGAAUGGCUUCAACGCAGUGGUCAGCAAGAGCGGGCCUGGAGUACAUGUCGCCCCCGUGGUCAAACCCAUCGCAGUGCCAGUGGUCAAACCCGUAGUGGCGCAGAUAGCUGUUGCUCCCUCCACACAUAUAGGAUAUGCCCCUGCACCUGUCGUAGCUCCAGUUGCCGUGACGAAGCAGCACUACACUCAAUACCAGACCUACCCGACACACACCACGGCACACCUCGUUUCUGACUACGAUACGUAUGACACAGGUUACCUGGACGCCGUGGCUGGAGGCCAUGAUGGACAUUAUCAUAAUUAUGGAUAUUACUGAUUCGCUCAUAAACAUGUUCCAAUGAUAUAAGUUCUUAUUGCAUUGUAAAUACAGGAAGUCAGUCACCCCUAAUACUGCAACUUGAUGUCUGUGGUUCGGCAUGUCUAAGAAUUGUCCACAUUUACAAGAGAGAUUUGUAAUAUGAAACAAAAAGCUGAAGGACUUCGUAAAACACGAUUUGGGGCGAUCAUUACACCAAAGAAAUAGAAAUGAAGUUAUUUAUUCUAGCAUUAAAUCCACGAAUUGUCCUUAAGAGCAUGGGUAAUUAAUUUACAAUUGCAAAAGAUCUUUGCGGAAAUUGAGUAUAAAAUUUUAUAUAUUUCUUCUAAACUCCCUUAUGAAAGAAAACAUU